Ornithorhynchus anatinus (platypus) is the source of this 979-nucleotide messenger RNA. RefSeq names its product GrpE like 1, mitochondrial (gene GRPEL1). Lineage: Eukaryota; Metazoa; Chordata; Mammalia; Monotremata; Ornithorhynchidae. Gene Ontology annotation, cellular component: PAM complex, Tim23 associated import motor. The record is from RefSeq and is a predicted model, not a curated record. Gene Ontology annotation, biological process: protein import into mitochondrial matrix; protein folding. Gene Ontology annotation, molecular function: protein-folding chaperone binding; protein homodimerization activity; adenyl-nucleotide exchange factor activity. The coding region runs from base 39 to 692 and encodes 217 amino acids. The transcript has 4 exons.
GCGCAGGCGCGGUGGGAGCGGGGCGGAGCGCAGCCGUCAUGGCGAGCCAGUGCGUGGGGCUGGUGCGGCGGGCCUUCCCGGCGUUGGCCCUGUCUCUGCGGACUUCUCCACGGCUACUCUGCACGGCCACGAAACAGAAAAACAACGGGCAGAACUUGGAAGAGGACUCCAACCCCGGCGACCAGAAGCCCGAACCCAGCUCCGCGGAGAAGACCCUCAUCGAAGAAAAGGUCAAGCUAGAAGAACAGCUCAAAGAAACCAUGGAGAAGUAUAAGCGGGCUCUGGCGGACACUGAGAAUUUGCGGCAGAGGAGCCAGAAGAUGGUAGACGAAGCCAAACUGUAUGGCAUUCAGGGUUUCUGCAAGGACUUAUUAGAGGUCGCUGACAUUUUGGAGAAGGCGACGGAGAGCGUUCCCCAAGAAGAAAUUAAAGAGGAAAACCCUCACUUGAAAAACCUGUACGAGGGCCUCGUCAUGACCGAGGUCCAGAUCCAGAAGGUGUUCAAGAAGCACGGCCUGCUCAAGCUCAACCCGGUGGGAGCCAGGUUCGACCCGUACGAACACGAAGCCCUCUUCCACACGCCGGUGGAGGGCAAAGAGCCCGGCACGGUGGCCCUGGUCACCAAAGUGGGGUACAAACUGCACGGGCGAACCCUGAGACCCGCCUUAGUCGGGGUGGCGAAGGAAGCGUAGCGGCCGUCCGGUCUCCCCUCCGGCCGAGCACGCCGCCCGGCCCCGCCGAGAGCCACCCGCCGCGGCUCCACCCGGCCCACCCGGCCCGACUUGGGAGAGCGAGUCAUCUGGGGAGGUGGGGGGAAGCUGCGCGGUGAUUUUUUUUUUUUUUUUUUAAGUAUCGCACACCACGGAAGAGGAAGCCCCUUGCCCCCCGAUCUCCGAUAACCCGUUGUCCGUCCGAACCCUGUCAACGACCCGGGGGGGUGUGAGACGACAACCAAUAAAAACCUCGGACUCCGACGGCA